GCGCAAACCAAAACUUCGCUCAGUCUACGUCACGAACCAUGUCUGGAUUCAAUUAAAGCCAUUUUGAGAAAUAGGAUAUAUUGAACCAAAGGCUCUCGCAGGCUCUCUCACUCGACAGAACAGCGGGCAGCUCGUUGAGAGUGAACGAAAACUCCCUGCAACUUAGAAGUUUAACGGCAAGACGCACAAUGGCCGGUCUUAAGUACCUUAGCGGCUUUGGGAAUGAGUUGACCUCUGAAGACCCUCGCUGUCCCGGAGCUCUACCUGAAGGGCAGAACAACCCUCAGGUGUGUCCAUAUGGGCUCUACGCUGAGCAGCUCUCUGGGUCUGCAUUCACCUGUCCACGCUCCUCCAACAAAAGAAGCUGGUUGUAUCGCAUCUUACCAUCUGUUCGGCACAAGCCCUUCACAGCUAUGAAGUGUGAGGACCUAACUGAGAGCUGGAAUGAGGUUGACCCUGACCCCAAUCAGUUGCGAUGGCUACCAUUCACUAUUCCCAAAGCCGCUGAGAAGAAAGUGUGCUUUGUAGCGGGUCUACACACUCUGUGUGGAGCAGGUGAUUCCAAAUCCCGAAAUGGAAUCGCCAUUCAUGUGUACUCCUGCAAUACAUCCAUGACUGACAGCUGCUUCCAGAAUUCAGAUGGAGACUUCCUGGUCGUGCCUCAGCAAGGUGAAAUCCUCAUUACAACUGAGUUUGGGAAGAUGAUGGUAGAGCCCAAUGAGAUUUGUGUUAUCCAGCAAGGAAUGCGGUUCUCUGUUGAUGUGUUUGGAGAGACCAGAGGCUACAUCCUGGAGGUCUAUGGUGCCCACUUCGAGCUCCCAGAUCUGGGACCAAUAGGGGCCAAUGGCCUGGCCAAUCCCAGAGACUUCUUGGCACCAGUGGCCUGGUACGAAGACCGCACAGUCAAUGGAUACACCAUCGUCAACAAGUACCAAGGGAAGCUAUUCUCCUGUCAGCAGGACUUCUCUCCCUUCAAUGUGGUGGCAUGGCAUGGAAACUACACUCCUUACAAAUACAACUUGGAGAACUUCAUGGUCAUUAACUGUGUGGCCUUCGAUCAUGCCGAUCCAUCCAUUUUCACAGUUCUAACAGCCAAGUCUACGCGUCCAGGGGUCGCCAUUGCUGAUUUUGUGAUCUUCCCCCCUCGCUGGGGUGUGGCUGACCACACCUUCCGGCCCCCAUACUACCACCGGAACUGCAUGAGUGAGUUCAUGGGCCUGAUCAAGGGUCACUACGAGGCAAAGGAGGAGGGCUUCCAGCCAGGAGGUGGCAGUCUCCACAGCAUCAUGACCCCCCAUGGGCCAGACGGAGACUGCUUUGAGAAGAACAGCACGUCUGUGCUUACACCCGAGAGGGUUGCGGAGGGAACUAUGGCCUUCAUGUUUGAAUCAUCAUUCAGCAUGGCAGUCACAAAGUGGGGACUGCAGACAUGCCAGCGUCUGGACAAAAGCUACUACAAAUGCUGGGAAUCUCUCAAGAGCCACUUCAAUCCCAACUGGAAACCCACUAGCAAGUAGAAAAAUGUGCCAACUCGGAGAAAAAUGUUGAUUUGAGAGGGGGAAAAACCACCCACUCACAUCUUUCUCUAUUAUCCCUGAUAUUAUGCUCAAGAUGACAUGGAGUGUGCAACUGGAAGAGGCAGACUUUAUCAAUUACUCCUGGUCAUUCCUCAACUACAUUUCAUGUUUUUCAAGUAAAAAUAAAGACAUGUUCCAUUA
This is a messenger RNA of Clupea harengus (Atlantic herring), 1718 nucleotides long. RefSeq names its product homogentisate 1,2-dioxygenase (gene hgd). Gene Ontology annotation, cellular component: cytoplasm. Gene Ontology annotation, molecular function: homogentisate 1,2-dioxygenase activity. Gene Ontology annotation, biological process: L-phenylalanine catabolic process. Lineage: Eukaryota; Metazoa; Chordata; Actinopteri; Clupeiformes; Clupeidae. The record is from RefSeq and is a predicted model, not a curated record.